GCUGUUGGCUGCGUGCCCUGGCAGCGGCCCGGUCGGUGGCGGAGAGGUCGCGCGUUUCCGCUUCCGGGUGGAAGGGCAGACCGUUGCUAGGGUGGCGGCGUUGCUAGGGGAGGCCCGGCCACCGGCGCUGCCAUGGCGGGGAACCGCAUGCAGAAGAUAGGGAGCGUGUUCAGCCGGACCCGGAACCUGCUCCGCAUCGGGGUGAUCGAGAAGCCGCUGUGGUUCGACGUCUACGCUGCCUUUCCCCCGCUGAGGGAGCCCGUCUACCGGCUGCCGCGGCCGCGCUACGGCAAGGUGAAGGAUGUCAUCCCUCCCAUCUUCUACCAGGAGGACGAAGUGCGAGCGAGAUUUUACAGAAUAUAUGGCAGUGGUCCAAGACCUUUCGACCUGUCGCAAUCAAACUACAAAUCUAUUUGCGAGAUGUUUGUUGAAAAGUUCAAUGAACUGAAAGAAGAAGGAAAAAUUGAAGAAGAAAAAUUGUUUGAAGAAACAGGAAAAGCCCUUUUAGCCAGUGGAGUAAUUUUACAGAGGAGAGGAACAGAUAAAGUAGCACGACAGGAUCAUCAGGAGGUUGAAACCAGGGAUUCCAUGUUGCCCCUGCAGCUUCAGACUGCAUUGGGAGAGAAGAAAGAUCAGGAGGAGCAGACACCAGAGUUGGCAGAAACUCAGAAGGAGAAUCCCUCACCCUCCUAACAGCCGUGCUGUCGUCUUGUAAUGCUCAGCCGCAGUGUGUGCCCUGGCUGCGGCAGCCGCCUGCUCGGGAGCCAGCAUUUCUGCCGCUGCAUCCUGGGGGCUGUCAGAUGUUUUCUUACGGGGAAUAUGCCUCAGUUAUCCGGCUGGUGCCUUCCACGAUCAUGUUUGUGGCACGCAUUCUUCUUCUUCCAUCUCCCCAUUUCUAAAAUUGGAGAUAAUCCCCUUUUUUCGAGGUUCAAGAAUGUUAUCUCAAAUUGUGAGUUGGAAAAUAAGAGAGGAGAAUUAAACAUUUUCUUUAGAAAUUGGAA
Grus americana (Whooping crane) is the source of this 1001-nucleotide messenger RNA. RefSeq names its product mitochondrial ribosomal protein S23 (gene MRPS23). The transcript has 5 exons. Gene Ontology annotation, biological process: translation. The record is from RefSeq and is a predicted model, not a curated record. Gene Ontology annotation, molecular function: structural constituent of ribosome. Bases 133 to 693 code for a protein of 186 amino acids. NCBI's taxonomy places the organism in Eukaryota, Metazoa, Chordata, Aves, Gruiformes, Gruidae. Gene Ontology annotation, cellular component: ribosome; mitochondrion.